Molecule: messenger RNA, 8501 nt
Organism: Mycetomoellerius zeteki
Lineage: Eukaryota; Metazoa; Arthropoda; Insecta; Hymenoptera; Formicidae
Exons: 9
Coding region: 180-8330 (2716 amino acids)
Biological process (GO): pattern specification process; negative regulation of microtubule depolymerization; cell fate specification
Cellular component (GO): cytoplasmic microtubule; catenin complex; beta-catenin destruction complex
Molecular function (GO): beta-catenin binding; gamma-catenin binding; microtubule binding
Source: RefSeq, a predicted model, not a curated record
ACAGGACGAAGUACAAGCAUUGUCGAAGGAGGUAGGGAAAAGUGAUUAUAUUGAGGAGCGAUAAAGUCAACCUCGAAGAGAUAGAAGCAAAAGCGAGAGAGCGGACGUGAAAUAGUAAGAAAAGGAGGGAUCGAAAGAACGCGGAAACCCGGCGGGAUAGACCGGAUAGACCGCGCACAAUGGAGGGUCGCGUAUCGUGCGGCUCGUCGGCGAUAGCGGCAGCGGCAGCGGUAGCGACAGCGGCGGCGACGGCGGGUAUCGAGGUGAAAGGCAUCGCCGGUGCAUGGAGUACGCAGAAAGGACGGCAGUCGCCGCCAUCGUCACCCCUGUCAUCGCGCAGGCUGGACUCGGGCUCUGGCGCCGCAGCAGCGUUUUUCAACCCCGUCGUUGCCGCCGCCGCCACCUCACAGAGAUGCGCCGCUGUGAAGGGCGCCGUCGCCGUCGAUACCGCAGCGCCGAGACCGCAGUGUAUUUACAAGGAUCGUCCUCUUAUCACUGAGACUAGCAAGGAGGAUGCCAUGGAGCCGGAGACUAAGGAGGAAGAUGAACGACGCUCGACAACGCCAAGUCCCGAGGUAUGCUUGAGGCGGAGUAAACGUUACAAUGAGGAUGGUAGCAGCGAGGAGGAAGCUAAGCAGAAUAGCACUUCCCUGCCUAGCCACAGGCUACCGUCUUUGUAUCGCGGAACAUGGCCCAUCAGAAGAGACGUAUGGGCUAAUCAGCAAAUUGGCUUUCCGACUCAGCAGAGCACAUCACUCCCUGCACACAAUGAUGUGGCCAGCGUGAUAAGUUUCUCGUCAUCUUCGAACUCUGCGGGUCUCGAAGGCAACUCCACGGAGCUGCAAGGUCAUCGUCGACUAGAUGCCAAGGUGGACGUGGUGUACAAUCUACUCGGUAUGCUUGAAAAGAACGGUCGAGAUGAUAUGAGCACGACUUUGCUCUCAAUGAGCACUUCAAUAGACAGUUGCCUGGUGAUGAGACAAUCCGGCUGCCUACCGCUAUUAGUGCAACUGAUUCACGCACCUGGACAAAAUCCUGACACUCGAGACAGAGCUAUGCAGGCAUUACACAAUGUGGUGCAUGCCAAAAGUGACGAGAGAGCCGGUCGCCGGGAAGCACGAGUGCUUCGAUUCCUCGAGCAGUUGCGCGACUAUUGUCAGAAUCUGAGAAUGUCCUUGGAACAGGAUCAGCUCACGGACGACCUUGAGAGGGGACACCCUGCGACGACGAUAGCUGCGCUUAUGAAACUAUCCUUCGAUGAAGCUCAUCGCCACGCAAUGUGCCAGCUGGGUGGCCUCCAUGCGGUCGCGGAACUCAUUGAGAUGGAUCAUUUGGUUCAUGGUAGCGAAAGCGACGAUCAGAAUUGCAUCACAUUGCGACGAUACGCAGGAAUGGCAUUGACCAACUUGACUUUCGGCGACGGCAAUAAUAAGGCAUUGCUCUGCUCCUUCAAGGAAUUUAUGAAGGCGUUAGUCUCGCAAUUGAAAAGUCCCAGCGAUGAUCUGAGACAAGUGACAGCGAGCGUUUUAAGAAAUCUAUCCUGGCGCGCCGACAGUAGCAGCAAACAGACUCUGAGAGAAGUAGGUGCGGUGACGGGUCUGAUGAAAGCCGCUAUGGAAGGCCGCAAGGAAUCCACCCUCAAAUCGAUUCUAUCCGCUUUGUGGAACUUGUCGGCCCACUGCAGCACGAAUAAAGUGGAUAUCUGCGUUGUGGAUGGCGCUCUAGCCUUUCUCGUAGACAUGCUGAGCUACAAGGCGCCGUCCAAGACGCUUGCGAUAGUCGAAAAUGCCGGUGGUAUUUUGAGAAACGUAUCGAGCCAUGUGGCGGUACGAGAGGAUUAUCGAACCAUCGUGAGAGAGAGGGGCUGUUUACAAGUUCUCCUGCAACAGUUAAAAUCGCCCAGCUUGACAGUAGUUAGUAAUGCCUGCGGAGCGCUCUGGAAUCUGUCCGCGCGAUGUUCCCAGGAUCAACGUCUCCUUUGGGAUCUGGGCGCUGUACCGAUGCUACGCAGUCUCGUUCACUCCAAGCACAAAAUGAUUUCGAUGGGUUCUAGUGCAGCCUUAAAAAAUCUAUUGAGUGCUAGACCUGGUUGUAACAAUCUCGUCCAUUUAGACUCUACCGCUCGAGGACUGGGACUGUCAACUUUACCAAGCCUGGUCGCUCGCAGGCAGCGGGCUCUGGAGCAGGAGAUCGACCAAAGUCUGGCGGAAACAUGCGAUAAUAUCGAACCGAGCACGUCGCCAACCAACAAAAAUGAAAAAUUCACAUUCAAACUUGAUCAUAGCUUUCUCGGCGUCAACGCUCAUAGAUUGCGCUCUUAUCAGUUGCACGGUCAGCCUAACACGUCUGCUGUCAAAUGCAACGGAGUUGCCAGGAGCGAGAGUAGAGAUUCGAUGCGUUCUGUGACGAGCACCCAUUCCGACACUAUGUUCGAGCGGGUAAAUCGUCAUGUUCUGAAUGGCAUAUCGCCCACCGAGUCGCAGGUCAAGCAACAAUCCUCGUCGUUGCAUUCUGCUGUCGGAUUCGGCAACAACGGCGUGUGUGGCGACGUUCACCCGAGAACCACCUCCUCCGAGAGAAAAUACACUCUGCGUUAUAAAAACGCAAUACCGGAACAACUAAAGCCUUCUGAUGUUUUCGGUUCGACAUUAAACAAGCUGAAAUGCACGAAUUCUACUAUAUCAUGGGCCGCAGUGCCCAAUCAAGAACCUUCUCAGAUCUCGCUACACUCUUCCAUCGAGAACAAUAUAUCUCUGAUCGAUCAAAGUAUGUCAUCCUUGUCCAAAGCUGGUAGUCAAUCUAGCGUGUCCGAGGAAGUCGAAGCGACUGUUCGUAUUAAAUUGGAUUAUCGAACAACCACAGAUGCAAUUGUUGACAAUUCAAAGCUGACCUCCGACCUGUCUGAUGUUCCUUCUAUGAAAGAAAACGCGAGGAAAGUCUUAUUGCGCAAACAUGACACACUAAACAGUGUUCAAAAAGCAAUAUCGUCCGCAACGAUCAUUCAAAGUCCGGACGAUAACUUAUUCGGUGAUUAUGCUGAAACAGAUUUGGAUCAACCAACCGAUUAUAGCCUGCGGUACGGCGAACAAACUAUAGAUGACGAGAAGCAAUCCGAUUUCUUCUCAGGCAAUGAUCAAGGACUUCAGCACGAGGACACAAUUAAAACUUACUACACGGAGGGAACGCCGCGUGCAUCCUUGAACUCGUCCAGAGCCACUUCCGCUUCCGAUCUGCAGGAUGAUAGUCGUAUAAAGAACUUGUCGAAGAAAUUACCAGAACGAUAUAAGGCGAGUCAUGUAGAUAGUCACGGUGAAUGCAAAGCGCCGUCAUUGAUGAACGUACCAAAACUGAACGACUUUGCCAAAUCGGAAACGGAGUUGAAUUUACGAGACGUGACACGUCUUACGGACGAUGAGAGUGCAAAUCAUUCGUUACCAUAUCUUGAAGAUCAAGACAAGCAAAAAGACAAUCGAGAAGAUGCAAUUGUGCAAAGUCAUUCAAGUGUAAGAACGACGCCAAUUUCAAUGAUAUUAGGAAAUUCUGAAUAUAAUGACGAUCGUAAUGGGGAAUCCAGCUCUAGGAUUAACAGUCUAGACUCCAAACCAAAUAAAGUAAAUAAAAAUUUACCAUUGAGUGACAUUGAACUCUCAGCUGACAGUACUAGUUUAAAGAUUUCCAAUAACGAUUCAGGAUAUCAAGUUAGCGACGGAGACGAGGAUGAUGAGGAUUUAUUAGCCGCUUGUAUUAACAUUGGAAUGCAAAAUAAUCGGCACAGACAUUCCUUUAUAGGAAAUAAUCUCGAAAAACUUCCUCGAUUAGAAAAUAAUCUGACUCGAUAUCAAACUAGUCUUGCUUUAAAUCAAGUCGAACAUAAAGGAACUGUAAUGUCCGAUAGUUCAUCGUUUAAUGUAAAGUAUGUAGAGCCUCGUGGAACCACAGCUGAAAACAUUUUGGCGGAGAAGAAUAGAGAAGACAAGAAAGAUAAUAAUGGAAAACUAUCUAAAAAGAAUCUUCAAUUGGAAAUAGUCACAGUAUUUUGUUCACAGAUAACGACAAACAUGGAUAAUAUACAUAAUGAGAAAUCAAAUAACACUACGACCAUGAAAACAGUAAAUGGUAAUAAUCUCAGCAAUAAUUUCUCAGAAGAGGCAAUAUCUAUAUUACAGACAUCUAAUUCAUCUUUAGAUAAAAACGUUCCCAAUGAUUUUGUUAUAACUGAUGAACCUGGCAGAGAUCAAAAUAGCUCCAUUAGAGCAGACGAAGCAAUAAUUGACGUUCAACUCACAGAUAUACCAUCUAUGAAGCAAUCAAAAGAUUCUGAAAGCAGCGAAUCGAUCGACUCUGUCGAGCAGUCUGAACAUGCGCUUUUAGAAUUAUGUAUUCAAUCCGGUAUAAAAUCCGAAGGCAACAUCACAUUGAAUCAAAGUAACGCAGAUUAUGUUAAGUCACAAUUAAAGUUAUACAACAAACAAAUAGACAUAAUAAAAGGAAGAAAUAAUGAUGAAAUUGAGAUUAAGGAUAAUAGGAACGGCAAAUCGGAAACAACCUUUGAAAUCAUGAGGACCUUAGAUGUUCUUCAUCGUGACUGUGCAGAGAAACAUACAAAAGAAGAGACAUAUAGGCGACAAAGAGAUCCCGAUGCUAUGAUUGCUUCGUUAGAUCGAUUGACGGCAACGCUGGUUCAACAAACCGAAGCGAUACGUGAACGAGAUUCCGGUACGAUGAAACAGAGUGUAACGUGCGACACAUGGAAUGAGGAUUCGCCCAAUGACAUUUCCUUUCCCAGCAUCAGCAUGAGCGCACCGUUGGUGGCUUCAUUCAACAGCGACGCACAGGAAAAUCAGCGUACUACUAUAUCAGAGAAUACCGAGCAGAUUAACAUGACAGAGUCAAAAAUCAUCCAACGCGAGGCUAUCAAAUUAGCAGAAGCGGUGGACGCAGAGAUAAAUAACCAGAACGAGCUCGAAACAACGAGUCUGAUAUCCAUUGACCUCGAGGCGAUCAAACCGCCGUCCUCGAUGGGAAGUUUACUUUCAUUGACGGCAAGUUACGCUGGCACUGCUGACAACACUGAGAUGUUCAUCAACCGAGAUAGGUGCUAUUCUACGUCAUUACCACCGGCCCCAAUGAGAAAUUUCAAUGAUUCUCGCAACGUGCGGAAGAAGUCCUUGCCAGUUGGCGUGGUAGCCAAGCGAGCACUGGGUCAAGGUCAGAGCCACACGACUAGCCUGGAAAAUCUGCUGAACGAGUGCACCAACUCACAUUUGGAGAAUGUCAAACCACCAUCCAUGAUGGACGAACUGCCAGAUGUAGGUGAUAUGGAGAAUAGCAUGUUAAGCGUGGCUAGCAUUACAUCGGAGAUUGCGGAUUCGAAAGAACAAGAAUCACAUAAUUUGACUGGCAGCGAUCCAGCAGUGUUUGAGAUGCUGAAGCCAGUUGCCAACGUGCUGUCCAUGACAUGCAUGCAUUAUGUCGAAGGUAUGCAGAACAGUACGAGUAACAGUCUGAGUGAAUGUCUGGAGAACAUCAAUCCACCGUCCUUGUUCAAUGAGGUGACUGAAAUGGAUGAAUCCACGAUGGAAGCAACUACCGACAUUAUGUGCAGCGACACUUUGUGCAUAGAUAUGGAGUUGCACACUGAUGAAGUGGUACACUCGAUCGUAGCGGAAGUGAUUGAUGAAGCAGAGAACGAUACUGACGAGGCAGUCACGCCAAUCUCGUCCGAAUAUUGCGUCAGCAGUUCGGCUGAAUCGACGCCGAAGAAGCGAUCGCAUUCGAAGAGCUAUUUAACCCCGAAACAAAAACGGAACUUAGCGAAAGAGAGAUACAAGACAUAUACCAUUGCCGCAGAGAUCAUCAAGAAAGAAGAGGAAGAACGACGAAGACAAGACGAUAUCGUCAACGAUGCGGGCAAUAGAAUUCCACGUAGAAAAUGUUCUCCUUUCUCAAAACUAACGCCAAAGCAACGCAGACAAGAGAAUAGAGCGAGAUUCCAGACACAAGUACUAGAGAAUCCUUUUCCGGAUCUGAACGUAGUCCAAACUAAGGAAGAGACAACACACAAGAUGACCAUUGAAGACACCGUUGAGAAACAGGAAGUUAUAUCCUCCGUCAAGUCUUCAAUUCCUAUGCUCACGAAGUUGCCCGUGUGUAAAGCAUUGAGAAGGAAACACGGGGAUUCGCAAGAAAACAGGGAGAGAUAUCGUACAAGGACGUUGAACGAUUCAGAAACCAUGUUCAAAGAGAUGGAAUGCAAUUCCGCUUCCAAUCAAGCUUCAAUCACCGGCAUAAUGGAAGAGGGGCAAGCAAGUGCGCAAGAAUACGUGCGGGAGGAAAUUCAAAGCAUGCUAGAACAGAAUACCACCAUCGUACUAAACACUCUAAAUGAGUCAAACAAAGCUAAUGAUUCGACCGCAGAUGAUAUUUUGCGUUGCGAGACUACUUUGGCGUUGAAUGAUCCCGAAUCAAAUCAUAACCUAAGAAUGCAUUUCGUAAACGGACUUUCAAAAAAACUGACAAGUACACAAUACGACAACGACGCCCAAACUCCCGUGGCAAAUAUUGACAAUGAGGAAUUGGAAGGCGAGCACAUAGAAGUCGCUUACGAGAAUCUGGGCUUGGCAAACCCAGUUGAUUCAGGCAGCGACGAGGAGUCCAAUUGCGCUGAUAAAGGACAAGAACCUAGAGAAACAAAAAGAGCACGAAUAAUCAAGCCGCCAACGCUAGGUCGAGAUCCGAGCAUGGAUUCCACUGGGACGGAUAAAUCUGAGCCAGAAAGCCCGAAGACUAUUCGAGGACGAAGAAAAGCACUAUAUUCCAACCCAAUAACGCGAAAGCCGACCCCACAAUCCUCGCCAUUGAAGCAAGUGAACUCUGUCAGUGGGAUACCAAUAGGUCGCAGCAAUACUUCACCCAUUGUUAGAGCUACUAGAGCCAUCACUUUGCGAAAGAAUAACAAUAGUACAAUGGUUGCUACGAAGGACUCUCCGAAAUCUAAUACGAGUCCGAAGAGGACUUCGCUUUCCGUGGACGUAGAAAAGAAGACACGAAAUUUGGCGACUGUUUCUAAAAGGGCGUCCGUACCUCAAAGGGGAUCCAUGUUAAUUUUCACUAAACCCACUAAGCGUCAUAGUACACCUUCGGCUUGCUCGUCAAACUAUCAAAACGAUAGCAAACCGUCAGAAGUCCCAAUUAAGCUAUUGGAACGUCAAGGAACUUUUACAAAGGACGAGCCAGAGGUAGAUAAUGCACCGACAGUGCAUUCCGCGUCGUCUUCCCCAAUAAAGACGAAGAUCGCCAAACCGAUUAGAGGUGUUUCAUCGAAGAUAUAUUCGGCAGCGGGAAAAUCCAAACUCUCUGUGAAAACGCAACAAGAGUAUCAGCCAAAAAUUAUGGUUAACAGUUCCGAAAAGAUGCAAUCAUCUAAAGGAUUGUUAACGGUACCGAAAAAAAUAUCAUCUGGAAAAAUAGGUGUGUUAACAAAAGUUCUUAACGGUAAUGUGCUCCAGAAUGACAAAACCGUUCGAAAGAUCAAUCCACUGGGACAACAAUCUAAUAGUAAUUCCAGCAUAAUUUCUAAUUCACCUAUGAACGUACAAAAUCGUAAGUUGGCGAAGGAGGCAACGAGUAAGAUUGCGAAUCUUUGGAAGAAGGUCGAGGAAAACAAGAAUAAGCAGCGUUUCGAGAAGCCGGACACUAGGCAAUGGAUAAGGCCCACCAAUAGUGCCACUGAGGUAAACGUCGCAACCGCUGGCACAUUCAACAACCCGCCAGCAUACAGACUAUUCCGCAGUUCCACGUUCGAGGGAAUUUCCCAAGAGAACGGCAGCAAUGGCGAGAUAUCGUCCUACAAAUCCAAAUCCAACCGACAACCAGUUUUAGGCACGCAGAUCGAAUGUGACGGUCUUAAGUACAGGAACUCUUGCGAUUUCACGGGUAUGAAUGCCUAUGAAGCGCCUUGCAAGAUACCAGUGAAAUCUUCUGUACAAGAAACGUACAAGCGGGAAAUCACACAGUUGAGUGAUAUUCUAGUGAUCAUGAAGAAGCAACCGAGCGCUGAUCUCGCGGCAGAAGCGGAUCUCACCAAAAGAAUAUCCAGGCUUGGUUCUUUCAUUCGAGUGGACCCAAUGACAACAGCGGAGGACAGCAGUAGCGGAGUGCGGAUGCCAACUUCAGCAAUCGUAUCGCUUUUCAACUACAAUCCAAACUCAGACAUUCCAUCGCAAGCGGCCAAAAUUAGAUCGAACGAGGAGCAGGGUAAAUUAGAAACGAUAGAUUGCUACACACACACAGAAAUAGCCACAGGAUCCACUCGGGUAACGACGGUAUAAAGAGACGAACCCCGUAAACAAAACAUAAAUAAAUUCUGUAAUAAUCGUCGCCUCUUUUUCGUUCCUGACUAGUCAUUGUGUAUAUUCGCUUGCUAUAAUAAGUUUGCUCGCACACAUUCGUCAUAUGUGAUACGCAUUACAAGUAGAUAAUUUUAAUCUUAUAUUCUUUGU